AUGGACUCGUUGUCAGGGGGAGCACCACCCUCUUCCUCACAACCUCCUCCACCAUCAUCACAACCUGAAGGAUCAUCACCUGCACCACCACCACCACCACCACCACCACCAAGCCGAUACGAAUCACAGAAGCGUCGAGACUGGAACACGUUCUAUCAGUACUUGCAGAACCACAAGCCCCCAUUGACGUUAGCACGGUGCAGUGGAGCUCACGUCAUUGAAUUCUUGAAGUACUUGGACCAGUUUGGCAAAACCAAGGUCCACAUAGCCGGGUGUCCCCACUUCGGACACCCGAACCCUCCUGCACCCUGCGCUUGUCCUUUGAAGCAAGCUUGGGGCAGCCUUGACGCGCUCAUCGGCCGGCUUAGGGCCGCCUAUGAAGAAAACGGUGGUCGCCCUGAAUCCAAUCCGUUCGGCGCCAAGGCUGUCCGGAUUUACCUCAGAGAGGUGAAGGAGGGUCAGGGCAAGGCUAGAGGGAUCCCUUAUGAGAAGAAGAAACGAAAGAGGACCACCACGAAAAUUUCUUCUGUGAGUAACACUGGUGAUGAAAAUAACACUCUAAUUGUUUCUCUCACCACCAACAACGAUGGUGGUUUUGAUGGUAGUGCUGGUUUUAGUAAUUUAACUCCUUCAACAACUAGCACAACGAAUGUUACCACCACCACAAUAUAA
This is a messenger RNA of Sphenostylis stenocarpa, 672 nucleotides long. NCBI's taxonomy places the organism in Eukaryota, Viridiplantae, Streptophyta, Magnoliopsida, Fabales, Fabaceae. The record is from the annotation of a GenBank genome assembly.